Molecule: messenger RNA, 2183 nt
Organism: Fopius arisanus
Lineage: Eukaryota; Metazoa; Arthropoda; Insecta; Hymenoptera; Braconidae
Product: carbonic anhydrase 1
Exons: 5
Coding region: 76-954 (292 amino acids)
Biological process (GO): one-carbon metabolic process
Molecular function (GO): carbonate dehydratase activity; zinc ion binding
Source: RefSeq, a predicted model, not a curated record
AAUUACACUGUAAAAUUAAAAAAUCUGUGGUGAAAAAUUCUCAGUGGAUUUGGAUAUUCUCUUUUUUUAUGAAACAUGGCAUUAUCAGUACCGGAAUUUCUGAUAUUAUGCGGAAGUCUCUUCCUAAUUGGAUUUCUUAUUCUCGAAGUGAUUAAUUGGGGUAAAAUCAUAUCUUCCCUCGGAAGCAAUCACGAGUUGGAGGUAGCAGUUGUUGAAAACUCCGACUGUGAGGAUGAACGUGAAAGUUUAUCUCGGAAACACAGCGAGAAUUUCGAAUCUCCGGUGAAUAUCAUACCUCGACAGGCUGUGGUCAUUGAAGUUUCUGAGCCGCUCAAGUGGUGCGGACACUCGGUACCACCAAUUGCCAUGACAAUGUCCAACAGUGGAGAUACAGUGACGAUCCAAGCAUUUUGGACUCGUGGCCUAGUUCCAAGUAUUUUCGGAGGCCCUUUGAAGCGGACUUAUCAACUCCACUCGAUCUCCUUCCGUUGGGGUGUGUCUGAUCAAUCCGGUAGUGAACAUUGUAUCGAUCAAGUGAAAUAUCCCUUUGAAAUGCAACUCCUGCACGUAAAAGAAACUAAUCCGCAGGCAAUUGUCGACGAGAAUUCCGAGGAUAUUGAUGCAACAAUUGUAUCAUAUCUCUUUCAAAUCAAAGACAACGAUAAUCCCCUACUCGACCCCAUUAUAAUGAAUCUCUGUAGAAUUCAAGAGGCAAAUGCAAAGGUUUACAUACCCCCAUUUCAGUUGGACACUGUAUUUCCAUUAUUCGAGAGAAAAUUCUACAGCUACAGCGAUAAGUUGAAUCAACCAUUCGGAGAAAUUGCCACAUGGAUAAUUUAUCCGGAGCCACUGCCUCUCUCAGCAGCUCAAAUGGAGGAAUUGAGAAAAAUUUCCACAGCGACUUCCAGACCAAUGAAGAGCUUUGACGAGCAAGACCUCUACUACCACGAAUAAUUUUCCAAUUAAUAGACUCAUGUUAUUACAUCUUUAUACGAUGAACAAUUUAUUUCUUAUCCUUACACACGUGUUUCUAAUCUUACAUCAAGAUCUCCCUCACAGAGACCUCAUCAACACUUAAUGAAACUCUAAAUCCACUGUACACACAGAAUAUUUAUCAAUAUUCACCUAUAUUACAGUAAAUCAAAUGCAUUAAAAAAAUUCAGCAUAACAAAUGCUUUAAAAAAUAUAUGCGCCAAUCAAUUUAUUCAUUUGUCGUUUGAAGUAGAAUUUUAUUAAAAAUAUUUGUGUUUAUUUUCUGCUCUUUCUCAUUUUUUUAAUAGUUUGAGACUUUCAUUAUUAGCGGAUCGUUUCAUCUUCCGGCUUUUGUUAUUGUAAUUUCACGUCGAGUGGUGGAAUGUGACGAGGCUCAUUCAUUCCUUGCGAUAGUAUAUUUUUUCAGUGUAGAAAAUGUCAAAAUAUCUCUGCAAAAUGGCGAUCGAGAGGAGUCCUAUGAGUUUUAACUCACGGAUUAGUGGAAAAUCAAAUAAAUAAAUUCGGUUCCCGCACAGAUCAUUUUUUUUAUAUUAAAAACAUCAUAAUUUGUGUAGAACAGAGAAUUCAAUCUCCAAAUAUAUGACGUGAAUUUUAAAAAGAAAAAUUAUUGGAAACUCUCGGCAAUUAAACCUCAUAGUCUUCUCUUAACGUGAAUCAAUUAAUUGCAGUGAUUGUUCAUGGAUUAUGACCUCUGAAUUAAUGCUCUCCUUAUAAUUAUCAUUAACUUCAAAUUUUCAAUCGUCAAAAAUGAUCAGAGAAAGUCCAACGCAUUUGAAUUAUUCAAACUCCUAAUAAUCAAUUUUAUGUACACGAAAUGGUCAAAUGUCGCAGGCAAUUUUACGAAGAAAAAAAAAAAUCGAACAGUUAUUCGUUCACAACACAAUCGACUCUACAUUAUCUCGUUGCACUCGCACGACAUUUCAGUGUUAUCGUCGAAGAAAUUGACGUUCAAGUGGCUCUUGUGGGAAUAUUCACCUGCUCCAGGAUUCUCCAUUAAUAUCUGUCUUGUUUAAAGUUCAUUAUCGGUUUUAUACAUUAUUUCCCGAAUUCUUGGUUCUUUCUUAUCCAUAAGGACCUCAUUUCAAUUCACAUUUUUGCCCAAAGUACGAAAUUUCCACUGGGAUAUCAUAUACAUCUGCCGGACGGCCAUCAGAGCAAGGUGUAUCACCAUUAUGUGAAUGAGAUGGGCU